AUGGACCGACCAGCACCACCAUCCCACAAUGAGACCGGCCUCAAGAUCUGGAGCUGCGUGAUAUGCCGCCGCCGUAAAAUCCGCUGCGACAGAAAAGACCCGUGCUCCAACUGCACCAAGAGCAACAUAGACUGCCACUUCCCCGUAUCAGGCCGCAUACCGCGCCGCAGCCGUGACCCCAACGCCUCCAGCUCAAAGACGCCUGCGCAGAAGCAGUCGGAGCUGCUCGGCCGUCUGCGCCGUCUCGAGUCAGUCGUCACGGAGCUUGCGGCUCAGGUCGAGGACGAAAAUGGGGCCAAGAUAGACUCCCACUCACAUGUCAUGGGUGGCAUCACUGUGGAUGCCGCUGCGACAGAGUCUUCGGCGGCUACGUCAUCUCAGGCUGGCACCGAGUAUGAUGAGGAUUUUGGGCGGCUUGUGGUUGACAAAGACGGAGGACUUCACGUUGGGAAUCGUUUCUGGUCUGUGUUUUGCGGUGAAGUAGAUAACAUUCUGCAGGCAGUUCACGACGUGGCCGAUUACUCUGAACCUUCAAGCAGCUCAGUCAUGGCUGAACCUACCAUUGACGGAAGUCCGUCUCCCUUCAGCCAUCUUGGCUUUGUCUUUGGAAGUGCUGAAUUCGCAAAGGCUCUGGACGGACUUAACCCCAUGCCUUCCCAGAUGCUCUUCAUCUGGCAAGCAUAUGUCGAGAAUGUCGAUCCUUUCAUUAAGGUUCUACAUACCCCUACCGUUGAGAAAGUUGUCAGGGGAUUGAGAGGGAACUUCAGCUCUUGUGGUGACAAUAUGGAGGCGCUGUUAUUCGCUAUAUCACUCGCAGCCAUUGCGUCCAUGGACGAAGAAACAGUGUCGUUCAACUUCAACACGCCCAAGGCACAGCUACUACAGCGAUAUCAAUUCGGCACAGAGCAAGCAUUAGCACGUGCCAAUUUUCUAUCUACGAAGGACAUCACCGUGCUUCAGGCUGUGGUUAUAUAUCUUUCUCUACUGCCAAACAUCGGAGCCCAGGAUAAGGUAUGGCCGUUGACGGGGUUGGUACUAAGACUGGCAAAGUCUGCGGGCCUACACCUUGAAGAUGACUCCAGCCGAUACAACCAGCUCGAAGGAGAAAUCAGGCGUCGUCUGUGGUGGCACAUCUGCUUCAUCGACUCCGGCAGUCGACGCGCUGACGCCCAGGACCUAUCCAUCACGCCAGCAGGUUUCAGCACCGGACUUCCCAUUAACACAAACGACUUUGAUUUGGAGAGUUCAACAACAGACUUGCCAAGUCCUGACCAAGGGUCAACGGGUGUAACGCUCUGUCUGAUCCGCUGCGAGUUGUGGUAUUUAACACAGGCUAUACGUGUUGAUACAAGCAAGUCGCAGGAAACUCGCCUCGGCCACUUCAAUGCUCUGAAAGAAAAGGUCCAAAAUACUUAUUUCCAACACUUACAGGCGAGAAAACCCUGGGAUUCGUUUAUCAUGACCAUGGCCAAGCUCUUCUUUGCAAAGGUCGAACUUGUCAUCCGACGACAAUCCAGCAACCAGGCUCCAACAGAUGAACUGCUAAAGCCAUCGAUCGAGGUUAUCACAUCUAUUCAAUCUCUAAAGUCAGAACCAUCGUGGUCAAAAUGGCGCUGGCAGCUGCAGGGUCAGAUGCCAUGGCAUGCAAUGGGCGUCUUCCUCCGUCAGGUUUCUCGUCUGCCCUGGACACGAGACCUAGAAGAAGCCUGGAGCGCAACUAUAGUCCUUAGAGACUCGGCUACAAAAGAUAUGAAGACCGGACCAUUGUGGAAAUCUUUGAUGGAGCUAAACACACAAGCCGAAAAGCAUCGUGAGAAGGAACUCGAGCGCCAAGGGGCCAAUGCCCAACAUACCCGCGAGCGAGGCAGCCGCGUCAAUUCCGACGUCCAGCAGAUGCUCGACAACGCUGCGAACAUGUCUUCCGAAAUCCCCGUGAACCAUCCUCUGAUCGACACGUCAACGUUUGACUCGUCUCUACACAUAUCGCCCCCUGACAGCGGCGCUUUUUCUAUAGAGCGGCUGUCAACCGGGUUGGGCACUGCAUCUGAUGAUCUUCCCUCGUGGUCAGAAGCUGGGGGCGAGAUAGAUCUCGACCAGUUUUAUUCCUUUGGCAAUUCGACAUCAGAUAAUGGUGCUACUGAUUGGAUGGAUUGGGAUGCUUUGAUAGACGUGGAUGAGACUUGGAAUUGGAAUUUUAUGUAG
Messenger RNA from Fusarium sp. VM40, 2202 nucleotides. Lineage: Eukaryota; Fungi; Ascomycota; Sordariomycetes; Hypocreales; Nectriaceae. The record is from the annotation of a GenBank genome assembly.